Messenger RNA from Dendronephthya gigantea, 2781 nucleotides. RefSeq lists its product as uncharacterized. The transcript is spliced from 2 exons. Lineage: Eukaryota; Metazoa; Cnidaria; Anthozoa; Malacalcyonacea; Nephtheidae. Gene Ontology annotation, biological process: DNA integration. Gene Ontology annotation, molecular function: nucleic acid binding. Bases 1 to 2781 code for a protein of 926 amino acids. The record is from RefSeq and is a predicted model, not a curated record.
AUGCCUCAAGCCCAACGACGUCUAGGAUCUCUUAAAAGGCGACUUCAACAAGAUCCAUCACUUCUGGAAAAGUACAAGAAGUUUAUGGACAAUCUAUUCUUGAACGACUAUGCAAGAAAGGCUACUACACAAGAUAUCGGUCCGCUGAAAUCAUUCUGGUACCUUCCCCAUCACCCGGUGUUCCACCCGCAAAAACCCGAAAAGAUUCGCGUCGUGUUUGAUUGCUCUGCCAAGUACCGUGACACCUCGUUGAACGACCAGCUGUUACAGGGGCCGGAUCUUACGAAUACGCUCGUUGGCGUGUUAACGAGGUUCAGGGAAGAACCGGUGGCGAUGAUGGCGGACAUCGAGGCGAUGUUCUAUCAAAGGACCGCCAAAGAUAACCAGGCUGAAUUUGAUCCUAAGGUUAUUGAAACCGUAGAAAGGAACUUCUAUGUCGACGAUUGCCUUAAGUCAGUUAGCGAAGAAGAAGAAGCUGUUAAUCUGUCACAGCAACUACGUGAGCUGCUGGCCCGAGGAGGUUUCAAGUUGACGAAAUGGCUGUCGAAUUCAAGAAGGGUCGUCGAAGCGAUCCCCGAAUCUGAAAGAGCAUCUAUCGUCAAGAACCUCGAUUUCAACUGUUGGUCUGUCGAGCGAGCUCUGGGAACGCAAUGGAAUAUAUCAUCCGAUCAGUUUGGCUUCAGCAUCGUUAUAAAGGACCGUCCUCCCUCGAGAAGAGGCAUAUUGUCGAUCAUUAGCUCGGUGUACGAUCCACUCGGGUUCGCCGCCCCGUUUGUAUUCCAAGCUAAACUUAUCCUUCAAGACCUUUGUCGCAUGAAGCUAGGUUGGGAUGAAGAAAUUCCCGAAGAACAUCUCAAUCGCUGGCGAUCGUGGCUCGAAGAACUGCCAAAGUUAGAGCAACUCGUAGUCGACCGCUGUUUUAAAUCCCAAGAUCACGGAGAGAUUAAAACAAUCCAACUACACCAUUUUGCAGACGCCUCGCAACACGGUUACGGCGCUGUAUCGUACCUGAGAAUCGAAGACGAAGGUAAUAAGGUAAAAUGUUCUUUCGUGAUGGGCAAGUCCAGACUUGCACCGAUCAAACCACUUACUAUCCCAAGAAUGGAGUUAUCAGCUGCAGUCGUAGCGACGAAAUUAGACGGAAUGUGCCGACGAGAGCUCAGCCUGCAUAUCAAUCAAUCCUUCUUUUGGACCGACAGCACGUGCGUGUUACGGUAUAUCGAGAACGAAGACAAACGAUUCCAAACAUUUGUAGCGAACCGAGUCGCUGCUAUUCACAACUCGUCUUCCCCGUCUCAGUGGCACUAUGUGAACACAGAGCUCAACCCCGCGGAUGAUGCGUCGAGAGGAGUUCAACCGGAUGCCCUCGAACGAUGGAUUAAUGGUCCAACGUUCCUUUUAAAGCCAUUCGAAAACUGGCCAACGAGACCAGCCGACUUCAAUAACGCUGAAGAUACAGAUUUAGAAGUGAAGAAGCCUUCUGUUUGCUCGACAGUCGCCAAAGAAUCCGAUGAAAAUCCUAUCGAUUCGAUCAUUGAACGCUUUUCAUCUUGGAAUCACCUCAGAAAAAUCAUGGCAUGGAUCCUUCGAUACAAGACCAAUUUGCAACGUCAGAUCAAAAGACGAAGGGCCGGGGAGCCAGUAGCGAACGACUCCAACGGUACAUAUACUCCCAUCGAUGUAGAGGAGCUACGGAAUGCUGAAUCUGUGAUUCUAAGGCACGUACAGAAGAAGUGUUUCGAGGAGGAACGAAAGAUUCUCCGCGAAGUCAACAGCGAAACAAGUCCGAAGGACGCAAGGGCGCUAAAGAAGAGCAGCAAAAUUUUCAAGCUCGACCCAAUCUUGAAACAUGGGCUCGUAUGCGUUGGAGGUCGCCUAGAUCGAGCACCGAUUGGUCAACAAGCAAAGCACCCAGUUGUUUUACCGAAGAAUCACCACGUCGUAACGUUGAUCGUGAAUCAUCAUCACAAUCUUGCCGGGCAUUCUGGUUUAGAGUAUACUUUGUCUUUAAUACGUCAGCGUUAUUGGAUCAUCAACGGCAGACAGACGGUACGCCGGGUGCUCAACCGAUGCAUUGGAUGCAAGAAACGACAAGCGCCUGUGAGUCAACAGAAAAUGGCUCAUCUUCCGAAGGAUCGAACAACACCUUCCAACCCCCCCUUUACAUACACCGGAGUAGACUGUUUUGGCCCCUUCGAAGUGCGACGUGGACGAGUGACAGUGAAGCGCUAUGGCGUCCUCUUCACGUGUUUGACGACCCGUGCUAUCCAUCUUGAAGUCUCAAGCUCUUUAGACACGUGUUCUUUUAUCAAUGCCCUGCGUAGAUUCAUCUCGAGGAGAGGCCAACCAGACGAAAUUCGAUCGGACAACGGAGGAAACUUUGUAAAGGGAGAGAAAGAGCUACGUGAAGCUGUGAAGAAAUGGAACCAAUCACAGAUCAACGAAUUUCUUCUACAAAAGAAUGUCAAGUGGACAUUUAAUCCUCCCACUGGUUCCCAUCAUGGUGGUGUCUGGGAAAGGUGUAUCAGAACCACACGAAAGGUGAUCAAGGCUGUGACCAGAGAACAAAUCCUGGACGACGAAGGCAUUAAUACAUUGAUGUGCGAAGUCGAGGCAAUCGUAAAUGGACGACCAAUCACCAAGCUCUCCGAUGACCCGCGCGACAUGGAACCUCUGACCCCUAACCACCUGUUGUUGUUGAGAGCCGGGCCCACACUUCCCCCACAACUACCACCAAGCAAGAUGCAUACAGUCGGAGAUGGCGCCAAGUACAGUACUUAG